CUGAAGCGGUGGGUCAAUCUGUACCUUCACUAGAGGUAGUCUGCAAGGAGUGUGUGACACAGUUGACCGCUGAAUUGCUUUUCUUUAACUUACACAGCUAAUAACAACCGUCGUCACAGAUGUAGCAGCUGCAAGUGAACGUGAACUCACCCAGACUGCAGUAACCUCAUAAUUUUCACUGGCACUGGCAGUCACUCGGGUGGGGCUGACACGGAUGACAGUGCAGGGAAAGAGAGCCCAGGGAUAACCAGAUCACACAGGAUAUUGUUGAGGCAGUCGGUAAAGCCAUGACCAAGCCCGAGUCAAAGAAAAGCGGCAUGGCCAUGGCCACCGGCAAGUGUGCCAGCACCGCAGUCUCCGAGGAGCUGAUCAAUAACGGUUCAGUGGAGCCCGCCUUGUCCCCAAGCUGUCAGGAGCAGGGCACACCGACCAAACCCAGGACUAUGAAGCAGAUGUCCAGGGAGAGCCUCUCUUCUCGGAGAAACACAGAGUGUGAGGUCUUCGAUGACGGGACCAACACCUUUUUCUGGCGAGCGCAUACGGUGACAGUGUUGUUCAUUCUGACCUGCGCCCUGGUCUACGUUACGCUGUUGGAGGAGACACCCCAGGACACGGCCUACAACACCAAGAGAGGGAUUGUGGCCAGCAUCCUAGUGUUCCUCUGCUUUGGAGUGACCCAAGCCAAAGAUGGCCCCUUCACCCGACCACAUCCUGCUUACUGGCGAUUCUGGCUCUGUGUCACCGUGGUCUAUGAGCUCUUCCUCAUCUUCAUCCUGUUCCAGACGGUGCAUGAUGGACGACAAUUUAUGAAGUACAUUGACCCCAAGCUGGGUGUGCCCCUCCCGGAGCGGGACUAUGGAGGGAACUGUCUGAUAUACGACCCGGGCAACACAAGCGACCCUUUCCACAACAUCUGGGACAAGAUGGACGGCUUUGUUCCAGCUCACUUCCUGGGCUGGUACAUCAAGACGCUGAUGAUACGGGACUGGUGGAUGUGUAUGAUAAUCAGUGUUAUGUUUGAGUUCCUGGAAUACAGCCUGGAGCACCAGCUGCCCAACUUCUCCGAGUGCUGGUGGGAUCAUUGGAUCAUGGAUGUGUUGGUGUGUAACGGUCUUGGGAUCUACUGCGGUAUGAAGACCCUGGGCUGGCUGUCGAUGAAACCCUACCAGUGGCAAGGCCUCUGGAACAUUCCUACAUACAAGGGGAAGAUAAAGCGUAUUGCCUUCCAGUUCACCCCAUACAGCUGGGUGAAGUUUGAGUGGAAGCCCGCCUCCAACCUCCGCCGCUGGCUGGCUGUGCUCGGCAUCAUCUUCAUGUUCCUCUUGGCGGAGCUGAACACAUUCUACCUGAAGUUUGUGUUGUGGAUGCCUCCAGAGCACUACCUGGUGCUGCUCCGCCUCGUCUUCUUUGUCAAUGUGGGCGGUGUGGCCAUGAGAGAGAUCUACGACUUCAUGGACGAUCCGAAGUUCCACAAGAAGCUGGGCCAGCAAGCAUGGCUGGUGGCAGCUAUCACAGUGACCGAGUUCCUCAUCGUGGUCAAGUACGACCCCAACACCAUCAUGCUGCCCAUCCCCUUCUUCAUCAUGCAGUGCUGGAUCCUGGGUAUCCUCCUCAUCCUGACCUGGACCCUGUGGCGAUUCUUCAUCCGUGACAUUACACUCCGCUACAAAGAGACCCGCCGGCGUAAACAGGAAGUCCCGGCAGACCGGGAUCGCCCUCUGGGCAAUGGUAGCACGUCAACACCGUCUGGGCGGAGCAAACUCAACGGCAGCUCGGAGCCGCUGCGACAGAGAAAGUCCUGAGGGGAAAUGUGGGUCGGAGUUUGUUGGUCACACUGUCAAAAGCAGAGAGAAAGGACAAAGUUAAAUGGGGGGAAAGAUGGAAAAACACAACACAACAACAACAACAACAACAACAAUACGCACACAUAAAGGCAGAUGGAUGGCAGAUGGACAUGUCUUGUGUGUGGUGUAGACCGUUCUCGUGCCUACAUGAACCAACUAGAGUCAUUCCAAUGCUGGCUUAUUCACUGUUAACACUAGUCACUGAACAAUUUCGGGUGGGGGUUGGGAGGUUAUUUCAGUUGGUGUGUUGUUUAGUCAUACUACAGGGAUUUACCUCAUUGUGUUUUUUUAGAAGAACGUUUCGGGAGCGAUACCUGGACGUUGUUGGUGUAUUUCAUUAUUAUUUUUUUGUUAUUUAUACAUUGCAUCAAAGUUUGGGUGAUGAGUUUUGGGUUUAGUGGAAAAGAAAAGGCUGAAUACAAGAGAGGUAGAUUAGUGCACAGAGGGAUGGCAGACGAUUCUGUUGGCCAGCGUGGUCUUAAGAAGGUGUAGACUAAUAAUCUACAGUGGUCUCCUCUUUCUCAGCAGCAGUUUUUAUAAAAUAAAGAGAUGAACACCAGGACUGUGGUAGUCAACAACUGUAAAUAUGCUAUGUCCUGUCCUGUGUUGUCAGAUUAGUGCAGAUGGCCGACGGGAGUUUUACCGGUGAGAGAGUUUCUGUAUGUAUAGCGAUUGAUGAGAAUUGGAUUUAGGAUUCUGUUUAUUAUCCACUGCUAUGCAAUCUUCAGUAUCAUCCUGGGACUUGAAGUAGGUGGGCAAAAUUUUACCAAGCACCAGUGGGAAUAGACCUUCAUUGCAAAUGUUACAUUUGUCUGUCAUGUUCACAAGCUUCUGAUGGAAUACUGCCAGCUCCCUGCAGAAGGAAGUAGUUGUUUUCCAUUGAUGCACAUACAUAUUUUUGACAUUUUAAAAGUCUUUCAGUUCCAGGUUCAUGAUACAUUGUUUACAUGUGGGAGACAGUAUCCACUCUUCAUUGACAGUAAACGGUUUUCUGCGUGACUUAGGUGUUGUGUUGAUCACACAUCCUUGGGUGCUUGGCAGCACUGAGCCACCAGUGAAUAUGUCCCUGUCAGAAGUCUUCUGUAGUCCUUAUAACCGGUGGGAAUCCUCCUUUAGUCGUACACAGAGAGAAAAUCAACUGGCCAAAGCCACUCUAUCUGCUUUGUUCUGAAGAAUAACAGCAAGUUUGUAAAAACAACUAUAUAUACUAUACUAUGUAUAUGUAGUACACACACUGUAAGGAAUAUAGUUUGGAUGUCUUUUGUAGAUGUUUUGAUAUUACUUUUACGACUUGAACAAGAACGGAUCAUGAACACUUCCUUCAGUUGCUUUUUGUCAGAUGAGGUUAUGUGAUAUCCACAGCACUCUAACGAGUACAUCGAGGACAAUCACACUUGGUAAUCUACCCUCGGUUCCCUUCUGAAAGAGGCAUGUUGGAUUGUCCAUGGCACAAUAUUUUGCCUGAGGUAGCUGCAGAGUUAACAGACUUGGGCUCAACCAUUAGCACAUUCAGUCAAGUCAGAGGGUGAGCUGACAUCUGAGUUCAAUAUUUGAAGCCUUUUAUGCCAAAAGAUUUUAAAUUCUUGAAUUUUAAUGGCAGGUUAUGUUCUGUGGUGGCAGAAGUAGCUGAAAUGGGAUGAGUGUCACCUGGGAAUGGAAAGGUGUGAUAAUAAGUUGAGCUGUGUGUUGGACUGGGAAGGGAACCAACCAUUCAAGUUUUGAAGCACCGCCAUAUUGCACAUGCAAUCAGCCAAAGCUUAGAUCCCAUUCUUGCUAAAGCCAUAAAAACCAUUCAGGCCGACAUAAGCAGCUCACACAGCUGUUAACCUUUAUUAACAUUCCUUUUAAGUAUAAGUAAAAUCAAGUUUGCAAAGUCACAAAAGCCAUCAUGGUCAGUUAUCUCAGCAUACAGCUUUAUUUAACAAGAAGACAUACACAGCAGUGAAACCAAAUUUUAUUUUGAGUUAGCUUGACGAGGCGUCAGAACCUGCCUGAUGUCAAGCUUGAAAACAGAAUGUUAUGUAGUUUGCUUAUGUGAAAGCACCCGUGUUGCUUUGAUUCCCCCGUCAGUCACAAUGUUGUUAAAUGUUCUGAACUUUUCAUGAUGAUGCUAUAAACCAUUUACACUUAAACAUCUGACAUGCAGAAAUUGGAAAUGACGUCUUUGCUGUCAAGAAGUCCUGUCAGACGUCUACAUAUAUCACAUGCUUUACUUCACCUUCUGGAUGUUCAACAGAGACAGAUGGAGUUUCCCCAGAUUUUAUAAGACUAAAAAGUUUAGUCUUUGUGCUGUUUAGGUCUUGUUGCUGUCAGUGAUCAGAUGUAAAGUUCUGUGCGUAACUAUUCUCAUUGUGUCCCAGUGGAUACAUCCCAUGCCGAAGCGACAAAGUAUACAACAUGUGUGAACCCAACUCCAAAUUCCCUACUGGGCUGACGUAUAACAUUGCCAUUGUAAUCUUGUCAGUGUAAUCCAGCUGAUGUUACUGCUCAAAGGAGAGGGCAUUUCCUUCACUGCUAAUCAAUUAUCAUUUUUACCCACAAACACCAGUCUGAAAUGCUUUUGUCAUUUUAUGAGAUCCAUUCUCUUUCCAAAAAGAAAGCCCUGCUAAUUCAGUUAUCUGGUUUGUUUGCAUACAUUGCCCUCUUCUCUGAAUAUUGAGACUUCCAUGAAAUUAAAAGCCUAAAAAUUCUAUUUAGCUGCCAGUUUGUACUUGUUAUUCUGUCCUGUGUAAUUCAGUAUUUAGUUUGAUAUAUUAAGAACCUGGUAUUAGUUCUCAAUUUUUCUUUUUGGGAUCCGGUGGAUAAUUGUGCCCAUAUUCAUGCUUUGAAUUGGUAAACGUCCUUUUGUUUCAAGCAUUGAAUUAAAGGGAUAAACCGACUGCAGUCAUGAAUCUGACAAUCAGUCCUGAUAUUUUAGAUAGUAAUUUGAGGGAUUCAAGUUGAGCCAAAAUGUAAUCAGCUUGGGAAAAACAAACAAACCAAAAAACUAUGUUGGGUCAAUCUGGUCUGGCCUGGUGUGUAGAGAGUUCAGUGUAGUUCCUCUUGCAGCCACAUGAGGGCGGUGGACACUGCCUCUGCCUCUGUGCAGUCAGUCGAGUCUCCUUGUAAACGAUCAUGGACAGCUUGCUGUACAAGCCAUUGUCAACAAAGUUUGAGUAAACGUGAACAUGUUAAGGAUCAUAACCAAAAAAAGAAAGAAACGCUGCUGCACCACAUGUUAUUUUAUAAUGUUUUCAAUAAAAUGAACUGAAAACCCACAGAUUUGCUAUGAUCUCUGAGCUUGACAUAAAUGGGACAUCUGCCUUAAGGAUUUAAAGUGUGUGCUUGUAAAUUGUAAAUAUCUGGUUAACUCAGAUGAAGCACCAGUCU
Messenger RNA from Myripristis murdjan (pinecone soldierfish), 5213 nucleotides. RefSeq names its product phosphatidylserine synthase 2 (gene ptdss2). The record is from RefSeq and is a predicted model, not a curated record. Gene Ontology annotation, molecular function: L-serine-phosphatidylethanolamine phosphatidyltransferase activity. The coding region runs from base 288 to 1802 and encodes 504 amino acids. Gene Ontology annotation, biological process: phosphatidylserine biosynthetic process. Lineage: Eukaryota; Metazoa; Chordata; Actinopteri; Holocentriformes; Holocentridae. The transcript has 13 exons.